AGUGACGUAGUGAGCAAACAUACAGCGACUGACACAUGCGGUAUUUACAGAAGAGCUCGUCCAGUGCAUACGUUUGUCUGCGAGUCCACCGCGACCUCCACCCGAUAAGCCCCGCAGAGAGCACAGUCAUGGCGCCCUUGUCUUCACCCCUGGCGUCUCUCCUGAAGCACAAGGACUUUCUACAGAAGGCGUCUCUCUUCUGUAAUGUAUUACAGAGUUUACAUCAUCCGCCAUUCACAUCUUUCUUAUGGAAACGGAAUUUCGGUGCAGUAGCGCAUGGGGUCGGUAAACUCCUGUCACACCAACCAAGAAGCACAAACUACGCAGCAUGUGUGUGCAGCAGCUCUGCAGACGGGCAGGACAUUACCGAGAGGCUCAGGUCUGUUUACAAUGAGACCAAAAGGCAGACUGGAGAUUUGAUCCCAGCCAUUACCUCCAAUGCAGUCAACCCUGACACCAUUUUUGCCAACAAUGAGAUGAGCCUCCGAGACACAGAGGUCUAUGGCUUCGACUAUGACUACACCCUGGCGUUUUAUUCCAGGAACCUCCACACCCUGAUCUUCAACAUAGCACGGGAUAUUCUCAUCACUAACCACAGGUAUCCAGAGGGUCUGCGAGAUUAUGAGUAUAUUCCUAAUUUUGCCGUGAGAGGACUUCACUAUGAUGUGCAGAAGGGACUGCUGAUGAAGAUAGAUGCUUUUCACUACAUCCAGUUGGGAACUGUGUACAGAGGUCUGGAUCCAGUUCCUGAUGAGGAAGUAAUUGCCAUGUAUGAAGGUUGCCAUGUACCUCUAGAGAACAUGAGUGACUUCUAUGGCAAGAGCUCCCAUGGCCAAACCAUGAAGCAGUUCAUGGACAUUUUCUCCCUGCCUGAGAUGACCCUGCUGUCCUGUGUCAACGACUUCUUCAUGAGGCACAAUAUCGACUAUGAGCCAGUGCAUCUCUACAAAGACGUGAAGGAAGCCAUCAGAGAUGUUCACGUCAAAGGCAUUAUGUACCGCGCAGUGGAGGCAGAUAUCGGGAAAUACAUUUGCUAUGGUGAGCAGAGCCAUGCUGUUCUGAAGAAGCUGGCAGAGCAUGGAAAAAAGAUGUUCCUCAUUACCAACAGCCCAUUUGACUUUGUGGAUCGAGGAAUGAACUUUAUCGUAGGGAAGGACUGGCGGGACCUGUUUGAUAUUGUCAUCGUUCAGGCCGACAAACCGGGUUUCUUUAACGACAGGAGGAAACCUUUCAGACGAGUGACAGACAAAGGUGCACUGCUGUGGGACAGGAUUCACAAGUUGGAGAAAGGGAAGAUCUACAAACAGGGAAACCUUUAUGAGUUCCUGAGACUCACCGGCUGGGGAGGAUCCAAAGUGCUCUACUUUGGUGAUCACAUCUACAGUGACUUGGCAGAUCUGACUCUGAAACAUGGCUGGAGGACGGGUGCCAUCAUCCCUGAGCUGAGGAAGGAGAUUAAGAUCAUGAACACAGAGGAGUAUGUGCACAUGAUGGCCUGGUUACAAGCGCUGACUGGACUUAUUGAGCAGAUGCAGGUUCACAGGGAUCCAGCAUCUCAAGCUGUCGUGGAGGAGUGGAUCAGCGAGAGAGAAGACAUGAGAGCACAGACGAAGGACAUCUUCAACCCUCAGUUCGGGAGUCUCUUCCGGACGUACCACAACCCCACCUACUUCUCACGCCGACUCUCACGCUUUGCUGACAUCUACAUGCCCUCCAUCAGCUGCUUGCUCAACUAUGACUUCCAGCACACCUUCUUCCCUCGCCGCACCCCCCUGCAGCACGAGUCCCCCUUCUGGCCUGAACACAGUCCUACUGGUGUUCCCCGGUCAGCUCCGGGGACUAAAGCAGAGUCCGAUUAGAGAGAAAGAGAGGGAGAUGGAAUUCAAAAAUAAAGUUAAGGAUCAUCUCCAUUGCUGAUCUAUUUAUAAAAAAAAAAGGAAAUUAUUAGGAUUUUAGAAGAUGCCACACAAGUACAAUUGGAAACAGUCACGGUAAUACUUAUUAGACUAGUUAGAUAUUUCCUCUCAAACUAUUCAGGAGGAGCAGUGGAUGUAGUUCUCUCAUUUAAAACAUGGUUUUUUAAUCGCACAGAAUUUAAGACAUUGAAUGCACUGAUUGUUUUAGGUUUACGUAUAUGUGUUACUGUUGGACUGUGUGUUUGUCUUGAGUGUGUUUGAGAGAAAAGGCUGCAUUUACACAGUCUAAACAAUAAGGGGCAGUCACACAUCAUGUCUAUCAAGGAUCUCUGUUGCAUCAUUUCUUCCCUGUCAUAUUACCUUUGCUUUUCUGCUCUUUCCAUCCGUUACAAGAGACUGACGGUGAAAUAGUCAUACUAGACAUUUCCAUAACAAACUCUGUUGCCUUACUCUCUUUUUUCACAUUACUACAAUGUGUUUAUUUUUACAGCCACAUGUUAUCUAUGGUAAUCAAUAUUUCAUUUUGAGCUGCCAUUGUGACAUGCUGCACAUUUAGGUUUAGAGAUCUCUGUAUUUGAUUAUCUGAACUCGUUUCUUACACCACAGCCUGUAUGUGUCAUGAUGCUGAGAAAUGUUCAUAUUUUCAGGAACAAAUAGAUCAUUGUUGCUAUAUUUAGCACAGGAGUUGCUAUUUGAUCUGUUAACCCUUGUAUGGUGUUCGGAUCUGUGGGACCCGUUUUCAUUAUUUAGUUAAAGAAAAAUGAUAUGAUAAAUUAUUUUUUCAAACCCACAAUCA
Trematomus bernacchii (emerald rockcod) is the source of this 2712-nucleotide messenger RNA. RefSeq names its product 5'-nucleotidase domain containing 3 (gene nt5dc3). The record is from RefSeq and is a predicted model, not a curated record. The transcript has 14 exons. The coding region runs from base 36 to 1859 and encodes 607 amino acids. Gene Ontology annotation, molecular function: 5'-nucleotidase activity. NCBI's taxonomy places the organism in Eukaryota, Metazoa, Chordata, Actinopteri, Perciformes, Nototheniidae.